This is a messenger RNA of Anarrhichthys ocellatus (wolf-eel), 10323 nucleotides long. RefSeq names its product nuclear receptor corepressor 1 (gene ncor1). The record is from RefSeq and is a predicted model, not a curated record. The coding region runs from base 2374 to 8187 and encodes 1937 amino acids. Gene Ontology annotation, molecular function: transcription corepressor activity; nuclear thyroid hormone receptor binding. Gene Ontology annotation, biological process: negative regulation of transcription by RNA polymerase II. Gene Ontology annotation, cellular component: chromatin. The transcript is spliced from 33 exons. NCBI's taxonomy places the organism in Eukaryota, Metazoa, Chordata, Actinopteri, Perciformes, Anarhichadidae.
AGACUUUAUGAAAUAUCUGUUCCUGAUAAAUGGCCACAGAUGAAAUGACAGGGAGUCUACGACUCUGCCAGGGGACUAUGGGUGUGAUGGUUGCACCUGCUGAAUAGCAGUAUUGGGUUGGUCUGACUUUUAGCACACCUGUUUCAUGCCUCCUCGUCAAGUCUCUGACUGUGCAUUUAGUGUAUGACAGAUACAUGUCUACCAAAUAUAUCGCACAUGUGCCACACCCCUUAAGGAGUUGUUUUCCUACAUAGCUGGCUGGCACUAUUCAUGGGGCAGAGGGCGAGUGAAACAGGAAACACUCCCCUCCUGUUCUUGAAUUCUAAGUAAUCAACCCUUAGAUUAUUUUGUCAGUUCUCUCAAAAGAUACAUCAGCAUUAUCUGUAAAAUAUACAGUGUGUAAACUUCAUCAAAUAUAGAUUAAUAUAUUAUAUUUAAUUAUAUAGAUAGGAAUGUGUUUGCACAUUCUGGAAAAUGUGUUCAGGAAACUGACGCUGUGGCUGUCAGUAAAUUAUCGUUCGGCAAAGUUUUGUUUUGAGUCUGACAGUUGAACCAAGUCUUCCAACGUACAUUUUGAGUUUGAGACGUCCUGAAACGGCCACGCUGUAUAGAAUAUUAAUUAGAUACAAAGCUGAUCAUAUUCUCCAUCAAAUAUAUAAUUGCACACUGAAGCUUUUAAGAAGUCGCUGCUGUUUGUCUCUGUGUUUGACACUGACAAAUAUGAAGAAGCUGGAUUGAUUUUAAGAGCAUCUGUCAGCAUGCUAUAGCUGUCUCUGCUGCACGGGGCUCCAGAAAUAUUUUUAUUUUCCUUCUAAAGCCUUCGUGUGAAAUUACUGUCAAACCUGGAAUGUGAACUUUGUAGAUGCCAUGGUAAAUUACAAAAUGACUGCUGUGAACAUUUGUUGUUGUGCACAGAUUGUUGCUUCGGGCUUUAUAUAAAUCUUCUCUUGCACCAAAAUCCAGUAGAAAAAGAUGCACCGUCUCACAAACCCUGUCUUGGCUGACAUUAAAUAUUGAUAUCACUCACUCUGUUGGAUGUUUUUUCGUCCUUGCUGGGCUUUUUACCCACUUCACUGAUGCCACAAGCCUUGAAACAGGACAUUCUGUCUCUUGUGUUGUCGAGCUCAUGUGCUCUGUAAUACCGUUGUGGACUGUCUUUUCAUGGGAGGAGGUACCUCUGUGGCUUUUUUGGAGUGCGCUGUCUUUUCAAACGGUGGAUCAAUACGUGCUCUUUGUGCUUCCAGUGUUUGCUGUUCGUUAAUGCAGAGUUUGUAAAGCGGUGUGGGUUUUGUCGUUCUUCGGAAGUUAUACCAUCAUCAUUCACUAUCUCAGUGAGAUCAUCAGAAAAGGGAUCGUUGGUCCAAUACUCGUUUGACUUUUGAACACUGAUGAAUAUGAGGAUGUUGACUUUAACAUAAAAUCCAGUUCAGCAUCUGUAGUGCUCCGCCUAACAUGGAUGUCACCGUUUUGUAGUCAUUAAAUUCGAUAUUGUUUUUUUACACGUGUUGCUGGAUCGGAACACUAACGCAUGAUUUUUAUGAGUUGUCACUUUAAUUUAAAAGUGGCUCUAAGAUGAUCUCUAUUAACAGCUUGAGAUUCAGGUCAGUUGCUUAAAUGGCUCCGAUGUUAUUUUCCCGCCAAACCAUCUUGUGGUGGUUGAGAAUGUAGUGAAUGCAGUUGUUUUUUCGUCUUUGCAAUAAUACACAUCAGGAUGUAGUUGAUUUCCGAGCUACUAGUGUGACUUAACAAAUGCAGGGCGAGCGAGUCAUUAGAGAGGGGAGGAAGGGGACGGCGCGAGCGAAAGCACGAGCAGUGGAAUGUAGGGCGAGUGAAACUGAGAGAAAAAAUCCUGAGCGAGACAGUGUCAGCGCUGGCAGUUUAUCCGCUGUGUGUGUGCGUGCGCGUGUGCGCGCGCGCUAUUGUUUUUUUUUUCGGCUUUCCAUUUCCUCUUUAUUCUGUUCCUCUGAGAGAGGGAGAGAGAGAGAGAGAGAGAGAGUCACCCCUCUCUGAAAGAGCGGAGUUGGUACAGUCCGGCCAUCUGACAGGCCCAAAAACUCUCUGUGCUGCUGUGAGUGCCAAUCAAAGAGGAGUGCUCGGCAGGGAUUACCUUGAGUGACCCUGCAUAGAUUAGUGCGUGCAUGUGAGAUGGACAAUUCUUUGGGCGGCUUAAACGGCCUGAUGACACGCUUUCCCGGAAUAUGUGCGGCGGUGCCGUGGUCCGGCAGCCCUUCUAAGGAGCUCUGCUGUGGCGCUGUCCUGCCCCUCGACUGCUACCGUUACAACCGCUAUGGAAGUACUGGAGGGUAAACUCACAUUUACAACACCGGUAAACUGUGGCUCGCAGCACAGCAAAGGGGGUUUUAUGACCAGCAAAUGAGCUUGCAGCAAAUAACGCGUCCCUCACAAGAAGAGAAGUCAGACGAAAAAACUGAAGAGGAAAAAAUUGAGAAAUCCGAGAAAAAAGAGGACGAGGAAAAGAAGGACGAGGAAGAGAAAGAUGAUAAGGAGGAUCCUAGGGACAUUGGCAAGGACAAAGACAAGUGUGACGGUGUGGAGGACGACGACGGAAAGGAGCAAAACACGCCGCGUGGCAGGAAGACUGCCAACAGCCAGGGCCGACGCAAGGGAAGGAUCACCACACGCUCCAUGGCCAAUGAGGCUGCAUCUGUGGCAGCUGAGGAGGCUCCUCCCACUGCCCCUGAGCCUGCCUUGCCAGAUCCUCCGCAGCUCCCCAAGUCUGAUCCAAUGCUAAAGUCCAUGAAGGAGCCUGCAAAACCCCAGACUCCAGUGGCUUCCAUGGAUGCUAAUAAAGCUGGUGCUGGUGAAACCGGAGAAACUUCUCGCUGGACCGAGGAGGAGAUGGAGGUCGCCAAAAAAGGGCUGGUUGAGCAUGGGCGAAACUGGACAGCCAUUGCCAAAAUGGUGGGCACCAAAAGCGAGGCACAGUGCAAGAAUUUCUAUUUCAAUUACAAGAGACGUCACAACCUGGACAACCUGCUCCAGCAGCAUAAGCAGGACACACGGCGUGCUCGUGCUGAUAGGUCUCAAGGUGAAGGUCUAGCCGCGGCGUCGCCUGACGAUGACGACGAUGACGACAACGCAGAUGACAGUGAAGGCGGUGACAACAGCUCUGAUACAGAGAGUGCUCCCUCCCCCUCUCAGUCUGGCGACUCCAAGAGGGCAGACAGCGCUGCAGGAGAUGCUCAUUGCUCUGACCAGGACAAAGGUCAGGCCAGUAAUGGGAAGGCCCUGGAGCCCUUAUACAGAGGACUCUGUGUCAAGGAAGAGAAAAGCCCCGAGAGUGAGACUGGAUCUCAGGAGGAAAAGGCCAGGAUGGCUUCCUAUGCAGGCCCAGUGCAUCCCAAAACUGAACCUCAGGACGUGGACAUGAAGACCGGAGAGGUUCAGAUCAAGAUGGAGCCUGACAUCAGGGAGAGAGGAGAAAAGGGAGAUCACGGCGAGAGGCACAGGGAACUCCACUCGGAUAAUGACUCCAGCGCCACCUGCAGUGCUGACGAGGAUGUGGAGGCGGAGCCUGAAAGACAGAGAAUAUUCUCCAUGGACAAGCCUACAUUGCUCAACCCUCCAGGCUCUGUGCUGGUGUCCUCGCCCAAGCAAACCCAACUCAACAUGCAGCAGAGGCAACAGCGGGCUGCUAACAUCCCACCUAUGGUGCCCGGCCCUUUUGGCCCCGGCAGUGUACCCAUCAGUGGCUUCGCCAUGUUGCAACACCAGAUCAAAGCAGUGCAUGAGUCGGCGCACCAAGAGGAGAAGCAGAGGCAGGAUCAGGGAGACCUGGAGCGCAGACCGCCCUUCAACACCCGCAGCCCCACCGUAAUAGACAGAGAUGGUAAGCCCCUACCCUACAUGCCUUAUGACAUGAAGCUGGCUCUGGACCAGGAGGUCCACUCUGGUCGGCCAGGCUCUCCCUACAGACUCUCCCCCAGGGAGCUGAGCAAGGCCUCACCCCAGCCUGACCCCAAUGCCUCCCGCUACAGUGUGCCACCAGUCCUCCACCCUGCCGCCAACCAGCUGGUCCAGACUAUGCCAGAUGGAGUCCGUGUGACGUUCAGCAGACCCAGUCGACCUCCCAACAUUCCCUCUCCUCCUCCGCUCAUUCCCACCUCCAAGCCCACGGACAAGCCCUCCUUCAUCCAGGGGGGCUCCAUCUCGCAGGGAACUCCUGGCACAUACCUGCCGUCCCACGCUGUCUAUGGGCCAGAGGGGACGAAGAGCACAGUGGGCUCCAUCUCUCUGGGUCUGCCUCGGCAGCAGGAUCCUAACAAGCCUGUUCCAUCCAUACAGGAUGGCAGAGGCAACCCAGCAAAGAUGGGCGAGGGUCUGACGAUGAGAGGAUCAAUCACUCAGGGCACACCGGCCCUGCCACAGUGCAGCAUUGCUGCUGACCUCCUGAAGGGCACGAUCACAAAGUUGGCCACAGAGGACCUGAGCAGCCCAGACAAGGCAAGGGGAGAACAGCUAUCUAAAGGUCAUGUCAUCUAUGAAGGCAAGAGUGGUCACAUACUCUCGUAUGAUGCUAUCAAGAACCCCAGGGAAAACACCCGCAGCCCCAGAACAGGCCAUGAGCUGAAGCGCACUUACGACACGAUGGAGGGACCCAUGAACAGGGGACACCCUGGAAGAGAAGGAGCUCCAUUUGAGGGGUUGAUCAGCAGAGCCUCGCCCAGAGAAGGUCCACAUGGAGAUCCCAAGGAAAGACCAUUGAUCACAGGAUCUAUCAUGCAAGGAACACCUAGAACCGCCGCAGAGACUUAUGAAGAUGCCAUGAAAUAUGGAAAACAGAUAAAGCGAGAGAGCCCACCGAUCCGCUCCUUCGAAGGGGGCAUUGGCAAGGGCAAGCCCUAUGAGGGAGUCAAUACUAUCAAAGAGAUGGGACGCUCCAUUCACGAAAUCCCCAGACAGGAUCAGUCUGGCCAGGACAUCUGCAAGACCCCUGACCUGUCGGACAGGAGGGUUAUGGAGGGCUCCAUGUCUCAGAUUCACCCUCUCAACCAGUCUACUAUCAAGCACAACGUCAAGUCCCUCAUCACCAGUCCCUCUAAGCUCCCCCACAGCAUGCCCCAGCUCGAGGCCAUGGAACGUGCCAAAUACGAGGAGAGCAAGGCGGUACGCCACACCGUGGUCAACUCCACCGCCUCUGUCCUGCGCUCCACACACCAGGAGGCUAACAAAUCCCAACUUAGCCCCAGCAUGUAUGAGGACGUCAACGCUCGCAGGACCCCUGUCAACUACAGCACCAAUCCCGUGUCCAGAGGAUCACCCAUGUUGGGACGUGGACCAGAGGGUGUUAUGAGCUCUGGGAAAUCUGCUCCUCAUGAAAGAAAGAGUGCCAUUACCCCGACACAGAGGGACAGUGUCCCAGCCAAGUCCCCAGUGUCGGGUGGUGACCCUCACCCUGGAGCCUCUCACAGCCCUUUCGACCCCCACCACCGGCCCGUCGGACCUGAGGAAGUGUACAGACCCCACCUAACUCCACACCUCGACCAUGCCAUGGCCAUGACCCUCCACAGAGGGCUGGAUCCUGCGUUCAUGUUCCCCAGGCAGCCGUCUCCAACAGGUUACCACAACACCUACCAGCUGUACACCAUGGAGAACACACGGCAGACGAUUUUCAAUGAUUAUAUCACUUCCCAGCAGAUGCAAGUCAUCCGACCUGACAUGGCCCGAGGGUUGUCACCACGGGAACAGCCCGUCGCUAUCCCUUACGCAGCCGGGACUCGAGGGAUUAUUGAUCUAGCCCAGAUGCCUCCAACUAUCCUGUUGCCUCACCCUGGGGGAACAGGUACUCCCACUUUGGAACGCAUCUACCUCCCUGGAGCUCAGACCCCUUUCCCUCCUAGGGCUUUCAACCCAACCUCCAUAUCGCCAGGCCACCAAGCCCACCUGGCUGCUGCAGCUGCUGCCAGUGCAGAGAGGGAACGGGAGCAGCGUGACCGGGAGCAGCAGCAGCAGGAGAGGGAAAAGGAAAGGGAAAGGGAGCACCGAGAGAGGGAACGGGAGCGGGAAAUGCGAGAACGAGAGCGGGAGAGAGCCAAUGAAUACAUCCGCGGAGGUGGACCAGAGCAGCCAGGACGGCCAGGAAGUCGAGGUUAUCUGCACUCCGUUUCUCCCUCGCUCAGGACGCAGGAUGUCGUGGUUCAGCAGCGGCCUAGCAUCUUCCAGGGCAAGAGUGUCAUCACCGCUCUAAUGCCCCAUGCAGCAGCAGCAGCAGCAGCGUCGGCAGCAGCAGCACAGAGUGGCUCUCGCUACAGUACUGCAGCUGAUGCUCUGGCUGCUCUGGUGGAUGCCGCUGCCUCUGCCCCGCAGAUGGAUGUGGCCAAGGUGAAGGAGAGCAAACACGACCGGGAUGACGACAUGUCUUUGUCGGCUGCAGCCCGGCGAGGGGCCAGCCUCUCCGAACAGCAGCAGGAGGCAGAGAGGCGGUCCAUGCAGUCACCAUAUGGCGCUAUGUCUCUGCCAGGGGGUAAGCCCCAUCCAGCUUACUCUGAGGGCCCUGGAGCCGGGGUUAAGGACAAGGGCCCUCAAACCUCAAAGUCCCGCAUCGAAGAGGAGCUUCGGACUCGUGGAAAGACGACUAUCACAGCCGCUAACUUCAUCGAUGUCAUCAUCACACGGCAGAUAGCCUCGGACAAAGACUCACGAGAGCGAGGCUCUCAGAGUUCUGACUCCUCUAGCAGCUUGUCAUCCAGUCGAUACGACAACACCGGUGGAGGAGCCAUCGAGGUGAUAAGCCCUGCUAGUUCCCCAGUCCAGCCCCAACAGGAGAAACCUGAGGAAGUGCAACAACAGGCAGCAAGUAUGAACACCCCAACUCCGUUUGAGCAUAUGAUAUUCUCGACUGGCAUGCGGGGCUACGACAUGAGUCGUUACCGGCAAUCAGGGGAGCCACCACAGCCCAGUUCCCAGCACCCCCCGUCCUCUCAGAUUGAGAGCUACUCCCAGGUUCCCAAGACUCACAAGGUCAUGACCUUAGCAGACCACAUUUCGCAUAUUAUAACCCAGGACUUCGCCCGGAAUCAGGACCCUCCUCCCGUCUCCUCCUCAGCUUCGGCCACAUUCCAGAGCGCGGUGCCAUCUUCAGGGCGAGCCAAGAUGCCCAGCCGCUACAGUCCUGAGAAUCAGGUCCAGGCCUCACACCACCAGAGACCCUCCAGCAGAGUUUCCCCAGAGAAUGCCCCUGACAAGCCUAGAUCCAGGCCGGGUAAAUCUCCAGAUCGAGGCGGCAGGCAGAUGGAGAACUAUGAACCCAUCUCUCCACCACAGAGCUACCAAGGCAUGGACAAACAGGAGGUGAUCGGGCCUCCACCCCAGAGACGAGAGGCUGACAACUCCGAGAUCAGGAAUGACUCGCGGUCCCCAGGGAAUGUCACCUAUCUGCCAUCCUUCUUCACCAAGCUGGAGAACACCUCGCCAAUGGUGCAAUCAAAGAAGCAGGAGAUCUUUCGUAAGUUGAACUCCAACUCUGGUGUCGGUGAUUCUGAUGUUGGAAGCGCACAACCAGGCACAGAGAUUUUCAACUUGCCGGCUGUUACCACCUCAAGCAGCAUCAACCCCAGGAAUCACUCAUUUAGUGACCCGGCCAAUAACCUGGGCCUGGAGGACAUCAUCCGCAAAGCCUUGAUGGGCAACUUGGAGGAGAGACAGGAGGACCACCAGGGAGGACUAGGGGCUCAGUGUGCCAUGAACAACACACCCGGCCCAGGCAGUGACGCCCGCCAGGAGGCCAACCCGUCACCCAGUAUGGGGAAGCAGAAGCACAGCAAAGCCAACAGCCGGAAAUCCAAGUCCCCUAACCUUGGUCAGGCCUACGCUGGAGGGGAGCGCCCAUCUUCCGUGUCCUCUGUCCACUCGGAGGGAGAUUAUCACAGACAAGCCCAAGCUCAACCACAAUGGGGCUGGGACGACCGACCUUCGUCCACAGGAUCCAUGCAGUUCCCUUACAACCCGCUGACCAUGCGCAUACUGAGCGGCACGCCACCCACCUCCAUACAGAGCCAGCAGCAGCAGCAGCAGCAGCAGCAGCAGCAACAACAACAACAACAACAACAACAACAACAACAACAGCAGCAGCAGCAGCCUCCGGCUGGAGCCCCGGUGGCCCAGCAGCGCGUAUGGCAGUCUCUGCUGUCAGAGCAAUACGAGACCCUGUCUGACAGCGACGACUGAGCCCUCCUCACUACAGCCCGAAAAACCAGAAGAGAGGCCUGCGCCAAGGCUUGUCUUUUCACACACACACACACACACACACCCCCCCUGCCACCUCUCCCAGAACUAUCCUCGCUCACUGGCGAGUGUGACAAGUAGAUGGGACAGUUUAUUUUUGGUGCUAUGGCGCCCACUGGCUGUUCGCUGAGAGUACAAGCAACAGCCACUGACAGGCGGGGCUCUCCAGAGCAAGAUUGGCUUUGGUCUGGAAGCACUCGCCCAGCCUGUCGGUGAAACGCGACUGAGGGGAUGACGUGAGCUAUAGUGAAGAGGAAGAGCUUAAAAUGUAAAAAGAAACGACAUAAGAGACUAUUUCUGAAUUUUUUGGAUUUCUGUAAAGAUAUACCUUGUCUUUAAGAAAAUCAUUGUAUGUAAAUAGAGUAACCUUUUGCAGUGUUUUUCUUAACUUGAUUAUUUCUUAUUUUAAUGUCGCUUUUAAAUGGGAAGAAUAGGGGUGUAAUCUUUAGUAUCACAGUCGGUCUCUCCCAGUCCACCCCCCCACCCCACAUGACCUGACACCCACUCUAAUAUUUUUACCAUAGCGACGCUGAGUUUGGUUUGUCCUUGACCAUGAGACCGUGCCAUCCCACCAAGCACCACCAGAGCCUGAACAUCGUGAACAUUCGAGGAUGUAAAAACAAAACACAGACUUAACAUUUCAAACAGCAUUGAUAGUUGAUGACCAUCUACGCCACACAGGGGAGCCGAUGCGUGGAUUGUAACUAUCAGAUGGUAGCGGUGAUUUCUCGCCCCGUUCUAGACGGAGACAUGUCUUCAAAACAAGUUGAGAACACUGGUGUCAUAGCAGAACGGUGAAAAGUCUGAUAUAAGCUUAAUUUUGCCGGAAAAUAUAUCCUCAUGCCUACUCCUGGACCCCGUCUGAAUAAUACAAGUGAGCCAAUGUUUGUUUUUUUUGUUUUUUUUUCAAUAGAGCUGUCCAUGGUGUGUCACAUGUCGCUGUCUCUCUCUGCAGUUUCCAACCUGUCCAGAAUGAUCUGCUCUGCAAUGUUGUCAUGGUAAAGAAAGUAGUACGUCAGGUUUUGCCAUGCCUUGUGACUUGAGAAAGAAGGCAGCUUUAACUAAUUUUCUCAGAGAUAUACGUUGGUGUUUGAUGUUUGUAUUUGUUUCUGUAGUCCCUCUUCUUUUUUUUUUUUUUUGGAUACUUUCCUGACAGAAAUCUGAACUCUGUAAAUUGUCUUUUCAUUACACAAAAAGACAAAACUAACCAAACAUAAAGAAUGGUCUGCACCAUUGUUGCACUUUUUUUGCUUUGUAGCUUGUGACAAAAAAAAAAGCAUACUACCUGCUGUGUAACUUAUUCAACCUCCAGCACAGGAGUAUACUAAGAUGUGCUUUAACCUUUUCCCACCACUCACAGAAAUCUGGAUGUUUGGACUUCCUGUCUCUUCUUGUAGCUGGUACAUGAUUUUGUAGCGUUGACACUUUCAUCCAAGAUACAGUUUUAAGUGUAUGGUACCGUUAAAUGUUUAGAAGUUUGCCGUCAGGGUGAUUCUUAACCGUGACCGCUUAAUCUCUGCUUUCAUUGUGUCAAUCAGAAGGCAUUCAGCUUUGAAUAUGAAUUAUUAUAGGUCCGCUUCAUAAAUGGCAGUAAUGUUCCUUUGCAAGUACGUGAAAGAAAUACCACACCUUGGCUUUCAGCUUUCACUUUUCUCAGUUAACAAUCCCAUUCUGCUUUAAACUUUAUUUCCUUUCUUCCUUUCAUUUUGAUUUUGAAUCAUUUGUUGUAGCACAUGUUCAGAUUUUUAUUUUCUGUCAUUUUCAACAUCUUUGUUAUUCAUCCUGUCUACACAGGAUGUCAUGUGUUUACAAAGGCAAUGACAAAAAAAGUUUACAAACGUGAAUCUUAAAGAAAUCCGACAUGAAGCCGAAAAAGAAUUGGAGCAUCUUUUCAGCUCUCUAUCAAACACACAGUGGUGACUUUCUUUUUUUUUUUUGUCUUUUUGAAAUUGAGACUUGAAAACCCGUGUAUCCUAUGAUGUUGAAAUGCAAUGUUUGUAUCGCACAAUGUCUCUUAGUAGGCUAUUACAAGAGUUCAGACCAAUCAAAUAAAGUGGAUCAGUUCUCCACUGCUGAAAA